Messenger RNA from Penicillium cosmopolitanum, 657 nucleotides. RefSeq lists its product as uncharacterized. NCBI's taxonomy places the organism in Eukaryota, Fungi, Ascomycota, Eurotiomycetes, Eurotiales, Aspergillaceae. The record is from RefSeq and is a predicted model, not a curated record. The transcript has 3 exons. The coding region runs from base 1 to 657 and encodes 218 amino acids.
AUGAAGUUCAGAAGCUGGCGCACUGCGAUGGAAACGAAGCUGAGAGCUAGCGCGGAUCACUGUUCGACCCCUGAACUCCGCAAGACAUACGUUGCUAGUCGACUGACCGGCGCUGCCUAUGAUCAGAUUGUCCUCGGAUUGAACGACGACGGUGAUGAAGACGCCUCCUUCGACGAUGGUGCUGAAUUUAUCCGUCUCGCGAACGACGCACAAGUUCCUCGCAACAAACGUGUGAAGCUCUUGCAUCGAAAGCUUACUCCUAAGCUACAGCACAAGCUUGUCGGAAAGGCUUCUAAGACCGCUACGAAGACCACCGCGAAUGCGAAGCCUCCUACCGCGAACCUGUCCGCUCGGAACCAGAAGUCGACAAGCUCUGCGCCUUCCUCCUUUCCCCGUCUCGACGUGGCCGAAAUGAUCAAACGGAAGUCCGAAGGUCGUUCUUUCGAAUACAACGAGGUAGGACAUAUGGGCAAGCAUUUUCCAAAGCGUGCGCUACGCUUUGUUACCGAAGCAAAAGCAAAAGCUCUCGUGGCUGUUCACCUCUCUGAGCUUGAAGCAUUUGCUCCUACUCCCCCCUACUGCGAAGCCUUCCGAUACGGGGAAAACCAGAGCCGGUCAAAGUCUCCCUACCAGGCGGACCCGAGAUAUCGCUGCUAG